UUCGGUCCUAAAGGUCAGACACGCUACCCCGCCCCCUUCCCUUCCCUUCCCUUCCCUUCCUCCGGCGCGGUCACGUGGCCUGCGACAGCACUAGUUUCGAUUACCGACGGCCGGUCACCGGAUCGGACGCCUCGCGCUGUUUACUUCUGAAGUUGAACGAAAAGGCAGGCGCGGAUAUCUCCAGGACCGCCUGCGCGCUGGAUUCGUGUUGUUUACUUUUGAUUUCCGCCGGCUGACAGCUACAAGUUUGGAGGUUUGUCCUGUUUCAAGUCUUAAUGAGAAGUGCAGAAGUAAAUACCAACAAACUCUGACCAACCUUCCUUCAUGACGCGUUGUGUUUACACUUGUGUUUACUCUGCACGCGGGAUGACUCACUGACGUCACUGACUCACCUGAAAUCACCUGAACUGAGCAGCUCAUAUUAAAGGUGUUUCAUAUUUAAAUAUACACUGGACUAAUACAUCAUGAUCGGAUCUCCAGACUUGCUGGCUUUCACGACCGAGACGGAUUUCCUGGAAGAAUCCACGGAAUCGCUUGGACUUCCAGCUGAACUGUCCGUUCCUCUGUAUCCAGACGCGGAAGAUGCGUCGCCGUGGUCGAAGACGUCAAGCGUUCGCUUCAGUCAGGAUUUUAUUCUUAUAUCGGAGUUCUCUGAGCAGGUGGGUCCCCAGCCGUUACUAACCGUUCCAGACCAAACCAAGGCGUGCGGCUCGUUCGAUCUGAACCACUUCGCGCUCAGGAUCAUGUCUGUGGACUAUCAGACCACCUUCGCAGGCUCUGCCGGUUGGGCACACCCUAAACUGAACUUCGUCGAAGACUCAAAAGUGGUGCUGGGGGAUUCUAGAGAAGGCGCCUACGCCUACGUGCACCACUUGACGCUGUACGACCUGGAGGCCCGGGGGUUUGUCCGGCCGUUCUGCAUGGCCUACGUGUCCUCCGAAGAGGAGAAGAUGAUGCGUUGUUUCCGGCAGCUAUCAGCCGAGUUCUCCAAGGCUUCGGAGUGCCUGAAGACUGGAAAUCGGAAGAACUUUGCCAACGAAGUGGACAAAAGACUUUCCGACUUGGAGUAUACUAGAUUAAUACUUCUGAGGGAGAUGAACAGAGACAGGCUGAGUAAAUUAAAAGUCGGCGAGAGGAACGGAAUGGGAACGAGGGAAAGGGAAAUGAAAGAUAAUGGGAACGGGGAAUCGCCGCUGACCACAAAAGAAGGGGAACUGAAAGAGAAACAGAGAUGUAGAUUUAUAGAAGUUGACCAAAACAACACCUUGCCAGGGUUUGAUAAAAGGGGAAACGACCCAGAAUGUGACUCGGAUAAUAUGAGCGAUCGAACUGACCAAAACAGAUCAGAAAAGGAUCAAGGGCAGCCCGAGGAAACAAAGGAAGGUCAAAGUGCAACGUGUCCGUCGAUCAUGUGGGCUAAUAAAGCGGAUGAGUUGGCUCAUGUGGAAAAAGCCAUUCAGGAACACAGAAGUCUUUUGAAACAGAUCACCUCCUAUCCGAACAGGAAGCUCAGAGACCCCGAGUUCCUGCCGUACGAACCAGACGAUGCUUUUCAUUCUCUGGAGUCUGACCUAGACCCCAACAUACUGUAUUCCCAGAGUCCAGAGUCACUGGAGGACUGCAGCGGCUGCUCACGUGCACCUUCGCACACGCCGCAGCUGGUGAGCUCGAGCACGUGUCGACAGUUUGACAAGCGUCUGAAGAACCUGGAUGAGCUGUGUGACGGGUACUUCCUGCAGCAGGCGCUGACCCAGCUCCGCUCCAUUGAGAGGAGUUUCCGUGGCGAUAACAGCUACCUCCUCUCGCAGCAGCGGACUCAAAACCUGCUCCGUCACCUAAAGUCCACUAAUUUCCUCUUUGAAGAGUCGUGUGACCCGGAAGCAGAGACGAGUCAGCGGCUAUCCAGACUACAACCCCGGUCAGCACGGCUUCUUCCCGUUUCCCCGCUACAGAGUGAACCUGUAAGCCUAGACUCGUACACAUCGUGUGUGGAAAUGGUACCAAUCAGGCUCGAGCUCCAUAGAAACGGACCUGACUCCGUUCCGACCUCGCCAUGUGACGACUUGCCUUCAGCACCAAACUUCUCAGACGAAGGCGACCGCAAGAACGAGGACGUUUCCGUGCCGAUGAAGGAUAGCGUGAGCAGCGGAGAGAGUAUCGAGGUGUUGGGAACGGAGAAGUCCUUUCAAACUCAAGGCCCUAUGGAUACCAUGGAAACGGUUCCGCAGAGACCGACGGCGUUCCCUGCAGCCACCUCUGAAGGACGAAAAAGGAGAGUGGUCACUCGACGGGAAAACAGCGAGGACAGCAUUGAGGUGCUUAGCACUACAGAGUCUAUCAUACCAGAAGAUCUGAGGGCCUCGUAUCCUUCUGCAAUCGAUGAGGAAACCCCAGAGCAUGAAGGAGAAGACAACGACUGCAUGCGCAGUGCUGAAGACUUUUCGGUUCAGUGCAAAGAAAAGCACCAGGAAUGCCAGAGCUCCCCUAGAACCCCUACUAUAGUCUUAAACCCAGAAGAUCCUCACAUGAGCUUGGACGUGUGUACGUUUGGUGGCGUUUCUCCUCUAAGUGAACCAGGCUCUCUCCAAGACAGGUCUUUCCUAUUUACACCAGAUGACUUCUCAGAUUGCACCAGCUACCAUAGCCUUAGCUCCACAGGAGCAGGCUCUACAAUAUCUCUCGACCUUCGCGGGGGGAAAAGUACAGCCGUACAGAGUCGGAUAAAGCGCGGCAGGUCGGGGCGGGCUGCUCUGCAUUUCCUGCGCCAGUUUCCGUUCGCCGUGCACGCCAUGUACAGCCUGUUGAGCGGCCGGACGUUGGUGGUGCUGGGCAGUGAGGAAAGAGCGGUUAGACGGUGGGUCACAGCACUGACCAUGUACACCCCUCAUCUAGGGAGCUGCAGAGGAAACAUCCAACCCUGGACAUCGAGCCCUUUGCACAUUACCGACCUGCUAACCUGGAAACUCGUCGGCUGUAACAGACUGGCUUUUCCUUCAUCUCCCAGCAUGCCACCUUGCCUAGUCCGCUUUAGCCGGUACCUCAGCGUACUGGACGUGGACCAGAAGACCUUACGCUGCCCGGCUUAUAAAGGUUCUCUGAUUUGUCCGUUGGUGGAGGCGAGGACUCACAGCAUGCGUGGAACCGCUUACUUCCUGUAUACGCAGAGUAUAAUCAGCCGGCUUGUGUCUAGAGCGUUCCUUCUCACGUUCUCUCACGGGCUCGGGCGUCCCAGCGUAGAGGUCAGGCCCGAGCGCUUCCACGACGACGAUCUGAAGAUCCUGCGCUACCUUUCGGAGCUCGUCACGCGACACGCGACGGGGACUCCGCCCACGGUCCUGCGAGUCAGCUACACCGCCAGCACGCUUUUCAAAACCUGACACUGAAACGGACUUGUACGGUUAUACUGCUGCUAACCUGCCGGUUCUCCAAGCGGGGUUCCGUUGGGUCUGUGAGUUUUGGUAUGCUUGUUAAGUAUAUUUAUUGAUUGAUUUUUUUUUUUUUUUUAGACUUGGACCUAAUGUAGCUUCAUCUCGGAAUAGUUGGUUCCUACGGGUUUGAGAACUCUGGAUUAGCAAUCAUCCGAUUGUCAAAGUGUUUACUGCUUUUAAGUUAUCCUUAACUAAUAAUAAUAAUAAUAAUAAUAAUAAUAAUAAUUAGGAGUGUCAGUGUUAUAUGCUUGGAUGAGAUUCUGCCCCACUUUCUCCAUCCACUGCGAUCUCGGUGUAAACUGCAGCGCACAACGAAACGGCCAAAAACUGUAAUUGGAGUAAUCCUAAAUCCUCAAAUCCACAUAUCCUUGUGAUUAUUUUAUUGAGUGCCAGAACAGAUGGGACACGUGAGUGUGGUGUGGGGAAAAACUUAUAUUACAGCACCAUUAAUGCACAUGAACAUGUUUUAUUCACUGAAUAAACAACAACAACAAUGCUCAGAGGAAAUUAAAUACUACUAACUCGGGGGGGCGUCUUUAUUAGGUGUAUCCCUGUUCCUUCAUCCAAAUCAGCCAAUCACGGAGCAGCAGAGCAAUGUGUAAAAUCACGCGGAUACACCUCAAGAGCUUCCAAUCAGUCAGGCGAAAGUUUUUCCCCCCAAUCGACUUUUGGUUCUCAUCGUAGCUGCAGAGUCUUGUUCUUGGCUACCGUUAAGUGGAACCUCUUGUGGUUCUUCUGCUGUUGUAGGCUUCGACAGCUUCUGCGCAGCACAGUUGUAAAGACCGGCUGUUUUUAAACCAUUUAAGCAUAGUUUCAAACUGAACCUGGACCUGCAGGACGUCCUGCCUUGUGCCGCCGCUACACGAUUGGUCGAUUGGAUACGAGCGGACAGCGUUACCGCUAAAGUGUCCGAGAUUGAUUUUUUUUAAAAAUCACCUUACGAUUAGAUAGUUGAACAUCUUCACCGUCGCAUGUUUAGAGAAAAUGACGCGACUGUGAAAUACAAGAGGACGUGUACGUAUCCGUGAAGAUCCGGAAGUCUGUCGAAGCGUUGUAGACUUUAAGAGCACUUCAGUGUGAAGGUGGAAAUAAACGGGAACGUGUGCCUCGUUUGUUUUUAA
This is a messenger RNA of Ictalurus furcatus (blue catfish), 4549 nucleotides long. It is a transcript of the gene smcr8b, whose product is annotated as Smith-Magenis syndrome chromosome region, candidate 8b. Bases 465 to 3377 code for a protein of 970 amino acids. The record is from RefSeq and is a predicted model, not a curated record. The transcript has 2 exons. Gene Ontology annotation, cellular component: guanyl-nucleotide exchange factor complex. Gene Ontology annotation, molecular function: GTPase activator activity. Lineage: Eukaryota; Metazoa; Chordata; Actinopteri; Siluriformes; Ictaluridae.